Messenger RNA from Colletotrichum gloeosporioides, 171 nucleotides. RefSeq lists its product as uncharacterized. The record is from RefSeq and is a predicted model, not a curated record. The transcript has a single exon. Lineage: Eukaryota; Fungi; Ascomycota; Sordariomycetes; Glomerellales; Glomerellaceae. The coding region runs from base 1 to 171 and encodes 56 amino acids. Gene Ontology annotation, biological process: protein secretion.
AUGGCCGCCCCUCCAGCCUACAUUAUCUCAAAGGUCGCAGACCCCGUAUUCGCACUGGUUAUUGGUCUCGGUGCUGCUGCCACGCGAAUCAAUCGUGAGGAAAAAGAGAAAGGCAGGACGACUCAGGAGACUAUCGCCGCUGCCCAGAGGCAUGUCAUUUCCUAUUGUUGA